UGUUGGCAACUGGUAGUGUCAUAUGCGAUUUCAAUGUGCUUUUUCUGUAAGUGGCACAGGAUCUUUCAUGAGCCAGCUGGUUUAUUCCCAGCUGCUUAUGCAUGCUUGGCUGGUUUAUAAUGCAUUACUGUAUUUUCUUCAGAAAUCUUAAUGAAGUAGCUCACUGUGGAAGAAUCUGGACCCCUAGAUAAAAAUGGCUUUCCAUGUGGAAGGACUGAUUGCUAUCAUCGUGUUCUACCUUCUAAUAUUGCUGGUUGGAAUAUGGGCUGCCUGGAGAACCAAAAACAGUGGCAGCUCAGAAGAGCGCAGUGAGGCCAUCAUAGUUGGUGGCCGAGACAUUGGUCUGCUGGUGGGUGGAUUUACCAUGACAGCCACCUGGGUCGGAGGAGGUUACAUCAAUGGGACAGCUGAAGCAGUGUAUGUACCAGACUAUGGUCUAGCUUGGGCUCAGGCACCAAUUGGAUAUUCUCUGAGUCUGAUUUUAGGUGGUUUGUUCUUUGCAAAGCCUAUGCGUUCCAAAGGAUAUGUGACUAUGUUAGACCCGUUUCAGCAGAUCUAUGGAAAACGCAUGGGUGGGCUCCUAUUUAUUCCUGCGCUAAUGGGAGAAAUGUUUUGGGCUGCAGCCAUUUUCUCUGCCUUAGGAGCCACCAUCAGCGUGAUCAUUGACGUUGAUGUGCAAGCUUCUGUCAUUGUUUCUGCGCUCAUUGCCACUCUGUACACGCUGGUGGGUGGUCUGUACUCUGUGGCCUACACGGAUGUAGUCCAGCUUUUCUGCAUCUUCAUAGGCCUGUGGAUCAGUGUCCCCUUCGCCCUGUCACAUUCUGCAGUUGCUGACAUUGGGUACACUGCUCUGCACACCAAAUACCAAAAGCCUUGGCUGGGGACCAUUGAAUCAUUUGAAAUCUACACUUGGCUUGAUAGUUUUCUGUUGUUGAUGCUGGGUGGAAUCCCAUGGCAAGCCUACUUCCAGAGGGUCCUCUCUUCAUCCUCAGCCACCUAUGCUCAAGUGUUGUCAUUCCUGGCAGCUUUUGGGUGCCUGGUGAUGGCUUUACCAGCCAUACUCAUUGGGGCCAUUGGAGCAUCAACAGACUGGAACCAGACUACAUAUAAGCCUCUAGAUCCCAAGGACAACGAUGAAGCAGACAUGAUUUUACCAAUUGUUCUGAAGUACCUCUGCCCUGUGUACAUCUCUUUCUUUGGUCUCGGUGCAGUUUCUGCUGCUGUUAUGUCAUCAGCAGAUUCUUCUAUCUUGUCAGCAAGUUCCAUGUUUGCCCGGAACAUCUACCAGCUUUCAUUCAGACAAAAUGCAUCAGACAAGGAAAUCAUCUGGGUUAUGCGAAUCACAGUAUUUGUGUUUGGAGCUUCUGCCACAGCCAUGGCCUUGCUGACGAAGACUGUGUAUGGGCUCUGGUACCUCAGCUCAGACCUCGUUUACAUCAUCAUCUUCCCGCAGCUGCUCUGUGUGCUCUUCGUCAAGGGAACCAACACAUAUGGGGCUGUGGCAGGUUAUGUGUCUGGCCUUUUCUUGAGAAUAACUGGCGGGGAGCCAUAUCUGUACCUGCAGCCCUUGAUCUUUUAUCCUGGUUAUUACCCUGAUAAGAAUGGCAUAUAUAAUCAGAGAUUCCCAUUUAAAACCCUUUCCAUGGUUACCUCGUUCUUAUCCAACAUUUGCAUCUCCUAUCUAGCCAAAUAUCUAUUUGAGAGUGGAACCUUGCCACCCAAAUUAGAUGUGUUUGAUGCUGUUGUUGCAAGGCACAGUGAAGAAAACAUGGAUAAGACAAUUCUGGUCAAAAAUGAAAAUAUUAAAUUAGAUGAACUUGCACCUGUGAAGCCCCGACAGAGCAUAACUCUCAGCUCAACUUUUACCAAUAAGGAGGCUUUCCUCAACAUUGAUUCAAGUCCAGAAGGGUCUGGGACUGAAGAUAACUCCUAA
Panthera uncia (snow leopard) is the source of this 1933-nucleotide messenger RNA. It is a transcript of the gene SLC5A7, whose product is annotated as solute carrier family 5 member 7. Gene Ontology annotation, biological process: neuromuscular synaptic transmission; choline transport; acetylcholine biosynthetic process. The record is from RefSeq and is a predicted model, not a curated record. Gene Ontology annotation, cellular component: axon; synapse; plasma membrane. The transcript is spliced from 8 exons. Gene Ontology annotation, molecular function: choline:sodium symporter activity. The coding region runs from base 194 to 1933 and encodes 579 amino acids. Lineage: Eukaryota; Metazoa; Chordata; Mammalia; Carnivora; Felidae.